AUGUCCAAGAUCACGUGCGGACCCGUUGUCGAGAUUCAGGGAGAUGAAAUGACCAGAAUCAUUUGGGACCUGAUCAAGGAGAAGCUCAUAAUGCCCUACAUCGAUUUCGGAGAGAAUCUUCACUUUUACGAUCUUUCCAUCCAGAAAAGAGAUGAAACUGAUGACCAGAUCACUGUCGACUGUGCUGAAGCCAUCAAAAAAUACGGAGUGGGAAUCAAAUGCGCCACAAUUACUCCUGAUGAAACGAGAGUCGAGGAGUUCGGUCUCAAGAAAAUGUGGGGAUCUCCUAAUGGCACUAUCCGAAACAUCCUCGGCGGCACCGUCUUCCGUGAGCCUAUUCUCUGCUCGAACGUCCCCCGACUCGUUACUAACUGGAAUCACUCCAUCGUCGUCGGUCGCCACGCUCAUGCCGACCAGUACAAAGCCACCGAUCUCGUUAUUCCCAAGGCCGGAACUCUUACAAUGACCUUCCAGCCAGACGAUGGAUCUGCCCCUAUUCAACAGACCAUUUACAAGUACGAAGAUGGUGGAGUUGCCAUGGGCAUGUACAACACUGACAAAUCCAUUCGGGAUUUCGCGCGAAGUUGCAUGAUUUUCGCGUCUGGUCGGGGCUGGCCCCUGUAUCUUUCAACCAAGAACACGAUCCUCAAGACAUAUGAUGGCAGAUUCAAGGACAUUUUCGCCGAAGUCUACGACGCCGAGUUCAAGUCGACUUUCGAGGAAAAAGGAAUUUGGUACGAGCACCGACUUAUCGACGAUAUGGUCGCUUAUGCUCUCGAAUCCAGCGGUAAAUUCGUCUGGGCUUGCAAAAACUACGACGGUGAUGUGCAAUCCGACUCUGUCGCACAAGGUUAUGGCUCCUUGGGUUUGAUGACUUCCAUGCUCGUCUGUCCCGACGGAAAGACUGUCGAAUCCGAAGCUGCUCAUGGAACUGUUACUCGACAUUACAGAGCUCACCAGGCUGGAAAAGAAACCUCCACCAACCCAAUCGCUUCGAUUUUUGCCUGGACUCGAGGGCUCGAACACCGCGCAAAACUCGACAAGAACGAAGCCCUUGCCAAGUAUUGCGCUACUCUUGAAAAGGUCUGCGUCACGACCAUCGAGAGCGGCUUCAUGACCAAGGAUCUCGCCAUUUGCACCAAGAACGGCGACGCGUCCAAAGUCAACAGGGCCGACUAUCUCAACACUUUCGAAUUCUUGGACAAGCUUGCCGAGAAUCUCAAAGCUGCCAUGAUCUAA
This is a messenger RNA of Oikopleura dioica, 1239 nucleotides long. The record is from the annotation of a GenBank genome assembly. Lineage: Eukaryota; Metazoa; Chordata; Appendicularia; Copelata; Oikopleuridae.